Molecule: messenger RNA, 467 nt
Organism: Hippopotamus amphibius kiboko
Lineage: Eukaryota; Metazoa; Chordata; Mammalia; Artiodactyla; Hippopotamidae
Product: transmembrane protein 170A-like
Exons: 1
Coding region: 1-435 (144 amino acids)
Biological process (GO): endoplasmic reticulum tubular network organization
Cellular component (GO): endoplasmic reticulum membrane
Source: RefSeq, a predicted model, not a curated record
AUGGAGCAAGAGGCGAGCGGUGGCAGCGGGCGGUCGGCCGGGUUCCUGCAGCAGAUCCUCAGCCUGAAGCUCGUGCCGUGGGUGGGCAACGGGAUGCUGUGCCCCAACUCCACUUCUCUCUGCGCCUUCCCAGAGAUGUGGUACGGUGUGUUCCUGUGGGCACUGGUGUCCUCUCUCUUCUUUCAUGUCCCUGCUGGAUUACUGGCCCUCUUCACCCUCAGACGUCACAAAUAUGGUAGGUUCAUGUCUGUAAGCAUCCUGUUGAUGGGCAUCGUGGGACCAAUUACUGCUGGAAUCUUGACAAGUGCAGCAAUUGCUGGAGUGUACCGAGCAGCAGGAAAGGAAAUGAUUCCAUUUGAAGCCCUCACCUUGGGCACUGGACAGACGUUUUGUGUAGUGGUAGUCUCCUUUUUACGGAUUUUAGCUACUCUAUAGCACAUACCCUUGUGCUAUGUUGGCGAACCUAA